UUUCCUUGAGGCUGCGCAACUCGAGCUCUGUGACCACCCCACCCAUCAUCCCCGGCCAUGAUGGGCGGGGGCGGCAGAGAAAGCCGUUUUUCUCGCCCCUUUUCUUUUUUUGGGUCGCAGCUCUUCGAGACGGGCCGCUUCCCUUUUGGCCCUAAAAUGUGGCCUACCUUGCCGGGAUGUUGUAGGGCAGGGAUCGCCGGACCCAUAAGGCUGAGUUCUUGGGGCCGCGCGAUCCACAGAGGCUAACCUUCGCAGGCUAAGCCCAGCCGCUCCCAGCUCUUCACUUUAAACACCCCCGCCGCCCCCUCCCCAAUAUGAAUGCUUCAGAAACUGGGGGGGUCGCCCAUCGCCCGCCGCCCCCUCUUUGCCUCCAGGUAGCGAGGCUUUGCCAGCCGAUGCCCGCUCUGCCCUCUUCCCAAUCCCGGAGCCCCUUUUGGGUCGGUUCCUCGGUCUUUUCCGCCCGACGAGGAAUUCUGUGAAAGUCAGCGGACUGCGCGUUGGAUUGAGUCCAGGAAGGAUCGUGGUUUUACGUAGUCAUCGCUAGCGGGAAAGGGAUCUUUGCAGAUGGAAGGAAGAAACGGGUGUUGAUCUGAAGUCUACCGGGGUGGGGAUCCCUCUCUGAAGUCGGGGAUCAUGGCAGCUCCAGGGUACCAUGUUCCACAGCCAGGAUAUCCGGUGGCUUCUCCGCCUUACCCCGUCGUGCCGCCACCGCACACUGGGCCCUCCGCCCCCACCCCUGGGUUCAACGUCUACCCCACCGCCAGUCCCGGACCCGGCUACGUGGCUGCCCCCCAGCCGCCCCCCCGAGGAUACCGGGACCACUCCGCUUCCCCACAACACCCCCAGUCCGGCGAUCCCCACGCGGCCAUUACCCCUUACCUGCCUGUUUCGGCUAGCAUCCCACCUGGCUUGGAGUACCUGACCCAGGUGGACCAAAUUUUGAUCCAUCAGAAGGUGGAACUUGUAGAAGCUUUCAUCGGCUUCGAAGGCAACAACAAGUACGAGGUGCGAAACAGUCUCGGCCAGCACAUCUUCCACGCGGAGGAGCACAACGACUGUUGCACCCGGAACUGCUGCGGCUCGCUACGCCGCUUCUCCAUGCGGCUGGACGAUCCCAGCGGCCGCGAAGUCAUCCGAUUGGUCCGUCCACUGAAAUGCGUCAGCUGCUUUUUCCCCUGCUGCCUUCAGGAGAUGGAAGUCCAGUCCCCGCCGGGUGCCACCAUUGGUUACGUGGUGCAAACCUGGCACCCCUUUAUGCCCAGGUUCUCCAUCCAGAAUGUGGAGAAGGAAACGGUGCUGCGGAUUUUGGGCCCCUGCUUUGCCUGCAGUUGUGGCGGCGAUGUCAGCUUUGAGGUGAAGACCCGGGACGAGUCCCGCGGGGUGGGCCGGAUCAGUAAGCAGUGGAGUGGCCUCCUUAAGGAAAUCUUCACCGACACGGACAACUUUGGGAUCCAGUUCCCCAUCGAUCUGGACGUGAAGGUCAAGGCGGUUCUGCUGGGCGCCUGCUUCCUCAUUGAUUUUAUGUUUUUCGAGAAGACGGGAGAAGUUGGACAGAGGCCCUCUGUGCUGUCCAGCUGAAAUCAUCUCAAAUUAGGGACAAUAUUCCUGGUUCUGACCUGACGGAGAGAGAGAGAGAGAGAAAAAGAGAGAGAGUUUGUGUGUAUGUGUUUUUGUGUGUGUAGAGGGGGUGUGUUUGGGUCUGACAGCGAUGGUUUCUCAGUUAGAAUUGUCUUCUCUUCCUGGACUGUCUCCAUUCGUUGCACAGAUGCGCUUAGCAGUUUUAAUAGAUUAACAAAGUUGGAAAGGACCUUGUAGGUCAUCUAGUCCACCCCCGCCCAAGCAGACUGUACGCCAUUUUUGACAAGAUGGCGGACUGCCCAGUUGGAAGGUUUCCAAGUGUCCAAGAAUUGGGUCUCUAUCCUAGUUGCUUCGGUUCCCAAAAGACUGUUGUUGGCUUGUACAAACCUUGUUAGACUCUGUCCUGCGUGCUCUUUAUCUGUCGUCUUCAGGCUAGGGCAGGUGUCAGCAACCUGUGGCUCUGGAGCCGAAUGCGGCUCUUUGGGCCCUCUGCUGUGGUUCUCUGUUGGGUGUUCCCACCAUUGCCCUCCCCUCCCAGUCACUCCCCACCUGGCCUGAAAAGGUAAGGGCGCAACAGCGGGUGAUGGAGAAGCAGCUGGAGCAGAGACAGAGAGAUACAGAGAGAGGGGGAGAGAGAGAGAGACAUAGAGAGAUACAGAGAGGGAGUCAUGUGACUGGUGGAAAUGAGUGACAUCGAGUUGGCCACGCCCACCCAGGUGCUGUGGCUCCCGGUGUUUUCUUUUCUGUGCGAAACGGAUCCAAAUGAUUCUUUUGAGUAUUUAAGGUUGCAGACCCCUGGGCUAGGGGAUUAUGGGACUUGAAGUCCAGCUCUCUAAAGGAGAGAAGAGGUUGGGGAACGGGUUGGCUUAGAUAUUCUGCUGUUACGAGUUUAAAGUUGUGAUUUUUAGGGAAGCGGUUUGGCAUAGAGGAUCGUUGUGGGUGAUCAAAUGAGUUGGGGUGCCUGCUCAGGUUUUUGGGGUGCGGGGGCCAAGGCUGUUUUAGGGUCUGGUCAAAAAAAAUUCAGAACGGUAGAUUAUUGUGUAACCAAAACGUUGCACAUAAAAACAGGAGAGUUUCACCCUCUAAUCCGGGAGAAUUCUGUUUCUCAAUUUCAGCGAGUUUUAAGAGAGGUGGACUUCAGUUCCCAGAAUUCCCUUGCCCAGAUAGAAUUAUGGACUUAGUAGAUCAGGGGUAUGCUUGCAGACAUAGUAUAUCCGAAGCUGGAUUUCUAGCGAUCGUCUCCUUUAUCAAUGAUAUCAUAGCUGGCUGGGGAAUUCUGGGAGUUGAAGUCCACACAUCUUAAAAGUGCCAAGUUUGAAAACUACUGCCUUACAACGAGGUUUAUUCCUCGUCGGGUGCAGAAUUAGUAAUUCCCCAGGGAUGGGUGUCGGUGCCCCCCAGAGUCUCCAGACCUCCAAGCAGAGAGGCUGGGAGGGCACAGUAAAAAAAAAAAAACCCAACAGAGAGAGAUGCCAGGUGGAUAAUUCAUAAAAUAACACUUGGCAGAAUAAAUAUAACUAUAUAUGGGCAGCUGUGCCAUCAUUCUUCCCAAAAAAUUCCCUGAAAAAUUAGGAUGGGGGGGGAAAAAAAAUAAUGCCUGCUUGUUAACAGCAAAACAAAACAAGCCAACUUCGGUUUAACAAAGGCUUCGUUGUUGGACCCAAAUCAUACGAUGUCAAGACAAGGAACCGAGCGCAUGGGUGCCUCUUAAGUUUGCAAACCAGCACAUCUGGAGACAUCUGGCUGUCUCAAUUGCUGAUUCACAAUUUUUGUUUAAAAAAAAAAAAUUUUGCUGGCACGGGUCGUGGUUGGACUUGUUUUCGCCAACAAUAGGCUGGGCUGCCCUGAGAGGGAUGGGCGUUGUAGUCUUAAGCCGAUCACGAAGGGAGCGACUGGGAUGCCACUUCGGGUUUGUGAGUCUGUCUGGAUUAUGUACAGUGGGUGUCGGCGUGGCACGGACCUGUUGGCACGAAGGACGAAACAUUAUGGAUAUGUUGAGCCAAAUGUUCGCCGUUUUUCCUCUUUCCAGCGCAAAUUUGUGGAUAAUUUUGCUCUCCGAACGAAUUUUAAUUCCUGUUUUCAAUGCCUUGGCCAGGCGUGGAUGUUUGCAAUGAUUGCCACGUUGCCUUAACCAUUAACCUAGCAAGACCCCCUCCCUUUUUGAGGGCUGUUAGGGUCUCCCCACAAUCAGCUCAGGGUUGGGGGUCACGGCGAGGCAAACCCACCCCCUUUCCUUCCCCCCCCCACCCUCCGAAUUUCAAUGUCUUGCAUAAUAUUAAUAUUCGGUGUCUUUUUCCGUACUGUAUUUAAAUACCAAAUGUUUUGGGGAGGAUGGGGUGGGGUGGGGUGAAUGUGUACCCCACAACUCUCGUAGGUCAAGAAGCUGGAAAAAAGAGAAGAUGGACUCUUGAAGUUGAUGCUUGCUUGAGUAAAUUCAAGUUUCUGAGUUUGGGGUUCCUUGAGAGUCCUCCGAGUGGGGGCCAUCUUCUCCGACCCGUGGCACGGGUGAUGGGAUUUGUAGUUCCACCCCAUGUUGGAGAAAGGCCUGGACCUCGUUUUGGAAGGUCAGGCGGGCGGAAGGAUGCAAUUUUGGGGUCUCGCGAACGACGGAGCUUUCGAGUUUCCAGGCUGAUCCAAAAACGAAUAAAUAUGUAGCAUUUGCUGUUUUUUUUUUUUUCCUCUUUGAUGGAUUAAGUGUUGAUUUUAUUGGACUGAUAACAGCUGUCCGUCUUGACGUGAGAGUGGCUGUCAAACCGUAAAAAGCAGCCGAAGCGAACAGAAAACCAAAGUUAUCCUCAACUUAGAACAGUUCGCUUAGCGACCAAAGUUACAGCAUUGAAAAAAACGUGACUUACGAUCACGUUUCACACUUACGACCGUUGCCACAUCCCCGUGGUCACGUCAUCAAAAUCCAGACUUGGAAACUUGAUUCAUAUUGAUGGACCGUUUUUCACACUUACGACCGUUGCCCCAUCCCCGUGGUCACGUGAUCAAAAUUCAGAUGCUUGAUUCAUAUUUAUGACGGUUGCAGUGUCCCAGGAUCAGGUUUUUUUGCGACCUUCCUAUGACGAAAGUCAAUGGGGAAGCUGGAUUCACUUAACAACCGUGUCCCAAACUGAACGACUGCAGUGAUUCGCUUAACAACGGUGGAAAGAAAGGCUGUUAUGAUGGGGCGACGAAACAGGUUUUGCAAAUGUUUCACUUAGCGACAGAAAUUUGGGACUCAAUUGUCGUAAAUCAAGGAUUACCUGGACUGGACCUAAUUCUUACUAACGGAGAAGAAGUGAUGGGGUUGAAGUGGCCGGAACUUGGGACGAGAGUGACCACGUUAUAAUCGAACAGAUUAACAAGAGUCGGAAGGGACCUUGGAGGUCAUCUAGUCCAACCCCCCCGCCUCCCAAGCAGGAGACCCUACCCCAUUUUUGACAGACGGCGGUCCAGUCUCUUCUGGAAAGCUUCCAGGGAUGAAGCUCCCACAGCUUCUGAAGGCAACUUCUCUUCUAUUGGAAUUCAAUAUAAGGCAAACAAGAAAUAAUAGAAUAUAAUGAAAUCAGCCUCUUAAAAGAGCCGAUUUCAACAAACUUGAGAAUUUGGGGGAGGAUUCCGCGGGUGAAAAUGUUAACGGGGACAACUGGAGAAGCGUGGGAAACUCUGAAAAAUAUAAUAAACCCUCUUAAUUGUCA
Molecule: messenger RNA, 5261 nt
Organism: Pantherophis guttatus
Lineage: Eukaryota; Metazoa; Chordata; Lepidosauria; Squamata; Colubridae
Gene: PLSCR3
Product: phospholipid scramblase 3
Biological process (GO): plasma membrane phospholipid scrambling
Cellular component (GO): plasma membrane
Molecular function (GO): phospholipid scramblase activity
Source: RefSeq, a predicted model, not a curated record